CGACCGGUCACGAAACCGCGGUUAUGUGGUACAUGGUACACUCUGUGGUUUAGCAUGCAGCGCCGGUGUCGUUUGUUUUACAUCAUCUCUGCGUCUUAUUACACAUGUCUUACCUCCAAAUAGUCCACGUUUAAUUGACAUGAUUGACGGCUGUUAAAGGCAACUCAGAGGCAAACAUAUAAGGGUUAUAAUUGUUAUUAAGAUGUCUGCUGCUCCGGUCAAAGUGCCCCGCAAUUUCCAGCUUCUGGCGGAACUUGAGGAAGGUCAGAAGGGUGGAGACAUUGCCGUCAGCUGGGGUCUGGAGUACGAUAACGACAUCACCCUCACAUACUGGAACGGAACGAUCCUUGGCCCACCGCAGACUCACUUUGAGGACCGCAUCUACACUCUCAAGUUGAAGUGUGACAAUCACUACCCCGUUAAGGCGCCCACGGUACGCUUUGUCACCAGGAUAAACCUGCCUCACGUCAACGAUCGAGAUGGCACGCUAGAGAAGACGUUUCCCAUGCUUCAACAAUGGAAGAUGACGUACACCAUCAAGGAAUUACUGAGCGGCAUCCGUAGCUGGAUGGCUCGCAACAAUAAAGUACGUCAGCCUCCAGAGGGGGCUACAUUUUGAUCCACAGUCCCCCACCAACCCCCACCUUUAACCUCUCCUUCCACUUGUGACAGCAUGUGAGUUGAAUUUUAACUUUUUUUGUGUUGGGUCAUGGAUUGGCUGUGAGCAUUUCCAAAAACGUAGAGGCUGUGGCAAAAUAUCAUGAGCCACUAUCAUAAAAAAUGCAAAUCUUUCAGUUACGUGAGGGCGCUUAACUUCCAUAUUCUGUGGUGCAACUGGCUUUGAACGAGGCACUAUGUACUCUAG
Messenger RNA from Patiria miniata (bat star), 865 nucleotides. RefSeq names its product ubiquitin-conjugating enzyme E2 variant 2-like. The transcript has 4 exons. Gene Ontology annotation, cellular component: nucleus. The record is from RefSeq and is a predicted model, not a curated record. Lineage: Eukaryota; Metazoa; Echinodermata; Asteroidea; Valvatida; Asterinidae. Gene Ontology annotation, biological process: protein K63-linked ubiquitination; DNA damage tolerance. Bases 203 to 619 code for a protein of 138 amino acids.